Messenger RNA from Triticum turgidum subsp. durum (durum wheat), 1404 nucleotides. The record is from the annotation of a GenBank genome assembly. NCBI's taxonomy places the organism in Eukaryota, Viridiplantae, Streptophyta, Magnoliopsida, Poales, Poaceae.
AUGGACGCCGUGGGGGAGCUUGCUGCUGCGGGGAUGCACCACCACCAUCACCACCACCACCACAGGUGCAAGGUGUGCGGGAAGGGCUUCUCGUGCGGCCGCUCGCUGGGCGGCCACAUGCGCUCCCACAUCUCGCUCGGCGAGGCGCUUCCGGAGGCCGACGACGAGCUGAUUAGGCGCUCCUCCGCCAACGGCGGCCGCGCCAGCGCCAAUGGCGCCGUCGGCUACGGGCUCCGGGAGAACCCCAAGAAGACGCGCCGGCUGUCCGACUUCGCCGACGAGGAGGAGGACCAGGGCGGCGACGGAGGCGCGCAGAGGGCCUGCCGGGAGUGCGGCAAGCUGUUCUCGUCGUGGCGAUCGCUGUUCGGCCACAUGAAGAGCCAUGCGCCCGGCGCCGCCAGGGAUCACGAUGAGUACGACGAGGCCGACGGCGACGUGGACCUGCUUGGAGAGGAGGAGUACUCCUUCGCCGCGGAGGCGGAGGCGGAGGCGGAGAAGGAGGAGGAGGAGGAGGAAGAGGAGAUGGAGCCGGCGCCGAUGGAACCGCUGGUGCCGGCGCCGGUGGCUGUGAUGGCCGCGCCGCCAAGGCGGAGGCGCAGGUCCAUGCGCGUGGCGGCGCCGGCCCCCGCGCCGCCGCCGCCGAUGCUGAGCGCGUUCGAGAAGGAGCAGGAGGACGUCGCGCUCUGCCUCCUGAUGCUCUCGCGCGACACCACCGGUGGCAUGCGGGGUUCGCCGGCGCCGAAGCAGGCGCACCUCCCGAGGAACGGCUACGGCUACAACUCCGACGACGACUCGGCUCUGUUCCAGUACGGCGACGCCAAGACCAAGAGCGUGGCCAAGAGCAAGAAGCGAAGGACCAGCCAUUACGCGCUCAACUCCGCCUCGCCGAAGCAGCGGGGCGAGGCGGCGCCGCCGCCGGCGAAGCGCACCCGCUACGAGUGCCCGGGGUGCGGCAGGGUGUUCAGCUCCUACCAGGCGCUGGGCGGGCACCGCGCGAGCCACAAGCGGAUCAACACCAGCUGCAGCGCCCCCAAGGCCGCGCCCGCCGCCGCCCCCGCGCCGGAGCCGAGCGUGGACACCUACACCUCGUUCGGCACCCUGUCCCCGUCGGCCUCGCCGGACUCGGUGGCCAUCGGCAUUGGCGCCGGCAGCAGCAAGAAGCCAGCCGCCGGCGAGGCGGAGAAGUUCGAGUGCCCGGUCUGCUUCAGGGUGUUCGGGUCGGGGCAGGCGCUGGGCGGGCACAAGCGGUCCCACAUAAUCGCCGACGCCGCCUUCUCCUCGGACGGCGAGCUCUACGGCAGCGCGAGCGUGAGCGUGAACGAGGAGCAGGAGCAGGGGUACCCGGUGGCGGCGGCGGGGUCGCUGGACCUCAACUUCCCGCCGGCUCCGUCGGAGGAGGCCUGA